Messenger RNA from Serinus canaria (Common canary), 2824 nucleotides. RefSeq names its product zinc finger protein ZFP2. The transcript has 2 exons. The coding region runs from base 327 to 1949 and encodes 540 amino acids. NCBI's taxonomy places the organism in Eukaryota, Metazoa, Chordata, Aves, Passeriformes, Fringillidae. The record is from RefSeq and is a predicted model, not a curated record. Gene Ontology annotation, cellular component: nucleus. Gene Ontology annotation, biological process: regulation of transcription by RNA polymerase II. Gene Ontology annotation, molecular function: RNA polymerase II cis-regulatory region sequence-specific DNA binding; DNA-binding transcription activator activity, RNA polymerase II-specific.
CCGGGGAGGGGUGCAGGGGGUCCCACAACAUGUGAAGUGGCAGUGUUUUGGACCGUACUGGGAGCGACCGGGAACCACCGGUGAGGCGGCGGGGGAGCUCGGAGGUGGCCGCAGCGCAGGUGGGAGCCGCGCUGGGUUGUGCGGGGGCUCGGGGCUCGCUGCGGGCCUCGGGGGCGGCAGGGGGCUCAGACGUGUUGGUUGUGCCGUGUCCGGCCCGUGUUGCCCCUGGGCUGAGGGCGCUGCGGGAGCGGCUGCCCGCGGUCUCCUUCCCGCCGCUGCCUCGGCAGGAGCCGCUGCCGGAGCAGCGCUGGCUCGGCCCGGUUCCUAUGGCUAGGACAAAGGGGACUGCCCCGUCCCCGGAGGCUGCGCUGAGACCGCCUCCGAACUCCGCCGCCGCCUCACCGGGCUCGGGCCGCUGCCGCCGCUCCCAGAGCCGCACAGACGCUCCGGUAAUGGCGGCUCUGCCGAGCCAGGGGCGCCCUCAGGCCGGCACCGGGGCCGUGCUUGGCCCCGCUCCCACCAAUCAGCGGCCAGAAGGAGGAGUGACGGCAGAAUCAGCCAAUCGCGGCGAGGAGCGGGCUCUGCACACGGCACGGCCUCACUGCUCCUUCCCCGCUCUCCGGCAUUUCCCGGAACCCGCGGCUGAGGAGCGGCCCCGGCGCUGGGCCCGGCCGGGCAGGAGGCCAAGGAGCCGCUGCUGCUGCCCCGAACCGCCGGGAGCUCGGCGUGACCGGGACCUGAGGGCGCUGAGAGCUGGGGAUUUUUCAUUCCGAGGGAGUGUCUGGAUGGAGGAGGAGGAAAAGCCCAAGAGAUCCUGCACGAGGAGUGGCUGCAAACUCAGCCCAGGGAGCUGCGGGGAGGAAAGAGCCCCCCUGAGCCAGGAAGGUGUCCGGAGAUCCAGCCGGAGCUCAGAGCUGGUGGAGAAGCCCCAUGGCAGGGAGAAGGCACACAAGUGCUUGGAAUGUGGGAAGGGUUUCAGCCGCAGCUUGAGCCUGAUCCAGCACCAGGUGGUCCACACUGGGGAACGGCCCUACGAGUGUGAGGAGUGUGGGAAGUGUUUCAGCCACAGCUCCAGCCUGAUCCAGCACCAGAGGUUCCACACUGGGGAACGGCCCUUUGAGUGUAGGGAAUGUGGGAAGAGCUUCAGCCAGAGCUCCUGUCUGACUCAACACCAGAGGAUCCACACUGGGGAAAAGCCCUUUGAGUGUGGGGAAUGUGGGAAGAGCUUCGGCCAGAGGGGCCACCUGAUGCAGCACCAGGUGAUCCACACUGGGGAACGGCCCUACAAGUGUGGGGAAUGUGGGAUGGGCUUCAACCAGAAGGGCCACCUGAUGCAACACCAGAGAAUCCAUACUGGGGGAAAGCCCUAUGAGUGUGUGGAAUGUGGGAAGAGCUUCAGCCAGAGCUCUGGUCUGAGGAAACAUGAGAGGAUCCACACUGGGGAAAAGCCCUACGAGUGUGGGGAGUGUGGGAAGAGCUUCAGCAUCAAGUGCCAGCUGAUGGAGCACCAGAAGAUCCACUCUGGGGAAAAGCCCUACAAGUGUGGGGAAUGUGGGAAGAGCUUCAGAGGAAGCUCAGCCCUGAUUCGGCACCAGGUGAUCCACACAGGGGAACGGCCCUACACCUGCUUGGAAUGUGGGAAGAGCUAUGGGUGGCACUCUGACCUGAGAAAACACCACCAGCGCGUUCACACUGGGGAGAAGCCCUACGAGUGUCCUGAGUGUGGGAAGAGGUUUCCAAGGAGCUCCGAUCUCCUCAAACAUGAGCAGAGUCACACUGAGGAGAGGCCCUUCCGCUGCCCCGACUGCGGGAAGGGUUUCAAGCUAAACUCCCACCUCACUGUGCACCGGCGCAUCCACAGUGGGGAGAGACCCUACGAGUGUGGGGAGUGUGGGAAGAGCUUCUCCACGAGUUCAACCUUGACCCGACACCAACAGAGGCGCCACUAAGGGAAGCCCUGUGAGUGCCCCGAGUGCGGGAAGAGCUUUGUGUGCUGCUCCAGCUCCAUCUCCCAUGGGAGGAUCCAGGUUGGAUGAUCCCCAGUGACCCCCGUUGGGCAGAGCCCUGGUGAUCUGUGGUCCUGGUGAUCUGUGUUUGGAAGACACCUGGCCUGGAGGCUCCACAUCUUCCUGGUUCCCUGUGGGGAGCUAGAUAAACCCAGUGGUGGGAACAUCCUUUUGGACACAGACCAAGAAUGGGAAUUCCUUGCGGGGAGCAGAUUUGUCGACUUUCAACCCCAUAAAAUCUUUUGCAUUCAGUCCUAUCUGGUGACAUCAGGGAGUACUGAAUGGUCUUGGAGGUUUAUGCUGGGUUGACUGUUUGAUGGUUGAACCCCAGUUUGUUCUGUUUAUGCUGAAUAAUUAGUUUUGCACCUUAAAGACUUGUCCUGAGAGUGAAGGGGGGAGAGAAGCAGUGCACAGUUUGUUUUUAGACACUGCACUCACUCCUCCACAUUCCUGCUCCUGCACUGUGUUGUCUGUGGAUGGACAGACAGCGGGACAGAGCUCUCUUUUGCUUUUAGUUAGUUUUAGUUAGCUGAGGCAAAGAAGUUCCCUGAACAGUGGGUUUUUUCCCUUUUCUUUGGACCUGUUUGAACCUGCUCUAGCCUGAGCACCAGCAGAGCACCGGCAGCUCUCACCUGUGGCCAACCGGGCCGGGCCUGGGCCGUGGCAUUUCCAGCACCGGAUGGACUGAGAAGAGACUCAGUGAGCUGAGCUACAGCCCAUGGAGGGACUGAGUUUGUCUCUCUUUUAGAGCAGCAAGAGGUUUUAAAGUUUAAUAUUGUUUAGGUUUUAUUGUUUAAUAAACAGUUUUUUCCACUUUU